Molecule: messenger RNA, 1561 nt
Organism: Candoia aspera
Lineage: Eukaryota; Metazoa; Chordata; Lepidosauria; Squamata; Candoiidae
Gene: ETFBKMT
Product: electron transfer flavoprotein subunit beta lysine methyltransferase
Exons: 4
Coding region: 581-1360 (259 amino acids)
Cellular component (GO): mitochondrial matrix
Molecular function (GO): protein methyltransferase activity
Source: RefSeq, a predicted model, not a curated record
AGAUGAGAAAGAUCACCCUAUUUUACACAGGUGUUCCAUACCAAGAACAGGACAAAAUAGAGUCUAACUCUUUCAUGUCUAAAAUAAAUGCUUGCUUAAUUCUGUAUUACAUUCCCAACCAUUACAUGGGAAUAUAGAGUUUUAUGUACCAUGCAACUAAAGGAAAGAGAUACAUACUACUAUGCAAUUCCUCCUCCCCAGUCUUCAGGUGAAACCACCAUCACUAUAUCUAACUGAUCUUGAAAAGGCUUAACAAUCUCUUUCAGUUAAUACUUGGAUUGGAAAUCAUCAGGAAAUCUCAGAGCUAUACAUUAAACUAGGAAGUUAAAAAAAAAAAUCUUAGAAUUCUGUAUUGCUGCCAAGAAAACAACAUGGACAUGUCCAUGUAGUUAUUAGGCAUCAAGCCUAAUUUGAAGAUUUUAUCUUCUAAGAAACAGUUGCCCGCUCAUUCUGAAAACCAGAACUGAGAGAUCUCCUCACUCCCAGUCUGACUUUUGAGAGUCUUGACAUGCUCCAGGCAAAUAUUCUUAAUGAUCUGUACUGAAGUUGGGAAGAUAUUGGCCUAGCAGGAAAAGGACACAUGAUUUUUCUAGGCUGGAGAAGAUUGCUGCACUUUUGUGGUAGGACCAGCUUCAGAAAAGACUUCAAGCAGAAGCAAAGAGGUUGUUUGGUUUGGAGGUGCUACCAUGGAAGACCUGUAGAUCCUGAGCUGAGAAUGUUUCUAGAGGAGAAUACUGAAGUCAUUGACAGUGGGAGCCUGACCCCAGAAAUAAAGUUACGCCUUCUGACCCCUAACUGCAGAUUUUGGCAUGACAAAGCUGCUUUAUGGCCUUACGGGGAGCCCUUCUGGGCAAUGUACUGGCCAGGAGGCCAAGGAUUAUCCAGAUACCUUCUUGAUAACCCAAAGGUGGUCCAGAAGAAGAAAGUUCUGGAGCUAGGAAGUGGUUGUGGAGCAACAGCUAUUGCAGCUACACUAAGUGGAGCAUCACAAGUUGUUGCGAAUGACACUGAUCCUGUUGCAGCUGCUGCCAUAGUGCUUAACUGCGAACUGAACAAUGUAGAUCCCGUUCCUGUUAUAACGGAGAACCUGAUUGGUAGAGAGAUAGGCAAGUGGGACCUUAUUGUCCUAGGAGACAUGUUUUACAGUGAAGAACUUGCAGACAGCCUCUCAGAGUGGCUGAAGAAGUGCAUCCGGGAUCAUGGGACUCAAGUGCUGAUCGGGGACCCUGGCAGACCCUAUUUUGUGACCCACCAAAUUCAGAGAAAGUUGCACAAAGUUAGUGAAUAUACUCUCCCUGAAUCAUCACCAGAAGAAUACAACGGUUCAACCAAAACUUUUAUCUGGAACUAUCAGCCUUAAUUUUCAGGGGGCUUGGAAAUAUUAAAUCAGUUGAUGUUACUUUGAAUCUCUUGUUCUAGGACAUAGAGAGCUUAGCCUCUGGCCCUGUGUACAUUCCAAUAUGUUUGAAAAGUUCAAUCUGGAUUUGCACCAGCUAAAGAUGCAGUCAUACCAGAGUGGGACAACAAUAUGAAGCACAAUUAAAAGAAAAACUUUGCCCGA